GCAGGGGCAGCGACCCACGCCACCAAAGCCUGGAAGGAAAAGGCUCCGGGUGUCCGCCGGUGCGCCCCGCAUUCACGCGGUGCAGGAGAUACAGCCGGGAAUGCAACUAGGGCCGGCGUCUGGUCGCUGGGGCUGCUGUCAAGCGAAGUAGUUGUGCUUACCAGCCUAGUACCUGAUCUGACUUCCCCGGGGCGAGGGGGAACUAUUGUCUUGCUCCUGCAGGGGGCUGGGUUAGGUCUUCGCUAGCUCUGGCUAAGUGCUAAAAAGAUGUUGCAUUUUGAUUUGCAUUGGGCCAUUCCAGGCCAGCAGCUUGGGAGCAGGUUUCAGCAUUUAUUGAAAUGGAGACUUCUGCUUACAAAUAGCCUGGGCUGGGCCAUCCAUCUGUUGUGUUUCUGGCUGUGUGCUGCGGUUGGUCCCAUUGGGAAGAUACUAUAAGUUGGCACACCCCUUGUAAGCAGAGCUGCUGUGUAUUUCUUUGGAGAGCCCCAGUUCUUUGGUUGCCCAGGGUCUGAUUCAGAGCCAUUGAGUCUUGUUUCAGUCUCUGCUUUUGGUGGAGUGGUUUUCAAACUGCUGUCUGUGAUGAAAUUAUACUUAGGUUUUCUUAUAGUGCCUGUUGGUAGGCUCCUAAUUUGAAGGGUGGCUGUGCUAAAAAGAGGCAGAUAAGAAAGGUGUGUUUUAGAGGGCACAAGUAAGGAGCUAAAGGUAAACAAACAUACAGUUUGUAAGCUCUGUCCUGCCAUGUACCAAAAAUAUUCUCAAUUGUCCAAGAAGUGACUGGGACACAGAGAGGUUUAACCCCCUUAGCUGCUUUUAUGGGCUUCAAAAGGGCGUAAUCUGCCUUGGAGAAGGAAGAUCCUGAGACUCAGCCCUCCUUUCUUUUAGGGCCUGCUCCUGCUCCUGAGGGAGUCAAGUUGCUGUGUCCUGCUCUGGAAUACAUGAGAAAAACCCUUCUUUACUGAGUCCCCCUCCCAGACUGCCUCCAGGCAAAAAUGUGAUGGUGUCAUCCGAUCAGUCUUCCAGUCCAGAAACCUCUUGUACCUAUGGGUCCAUCUGCUCCUGGGUAACAUCUACGGACACCUCCGGAAAACCAGACUGGGUGUUAUCUUCAAUGAGUGCCUUGGUGUCACAGCAGCAGCGUCAAGUUCUGGAAAACCAUUCAUCCAGAGGAGACAAAGAAGGCCACAUUCUCCUCCUGAACACCAGCAGGUUCUUGGAUAGAUGUGAGUUCAGUCUGCAUAGCCCCAUCCUGCCAUGGAGUGUGGAGUCCUGCUUGCUGGAGCUGGCCAUAUAUUCACAGGAUACUGCUCCUCCUCUCCAGGAAUUCACAGUUGAAAUCCGACAUGUGGAGACAAACCGGAACAUAAUCAUCCCUCUGAGAGCUGGGCAAGAGGAGAACACCUGGGUGAAGUGGAAAGUACUCAUGGCUCAGAUCGGCGAAGUGGAGAGGCCUUUUGAGAUCUCCCUGCUGUAUUCAACCUGUGGAGCACAAGGGGCUGGGCUAUUGGCAUUGGGCUCCUUGCAGUUCAGGGACUGCUUCCAUGAAAAAGAAAGCAAGGAUCUUUCCACAUACGACAAGGGCUCCACUUUCCCCUGCCCACACGGCGGCUGUGUCAGCCACCUACAGGUCUGUGAUUUUCACAGUGAUUGCCCUGCCAAAGAGGAUGAAGAGGCUAUAUGUGCAGACAGUCUCCCAGAAGGAGCACACUGUUCUUUUGAGCAGGGUUCCUGUGGCUGGAUAUUGAAUGACACUGCGUCUCCCUCCUGGUCCAUCAGGGGCUUUGAAGAAAUAACACAAGAAGCUCCAUUCAUGGGAUCUGCCUUGCUAGCCACCAGAGGGCACUUCCUGUACCUGCGAGCAGACAGCAAUCAGACAGGUGACGUUGCGAGGGCUUACAGUGCCAGCCUGCCAGCCCGUCUUGCCAGUGGAAACUACCAGAUCCAAUUCUCAGUGCAUAUUUUUGGCAGUUACAAUGGCACCAUCUCGUUCUCUGUCCAGGAAGAGACAGGUGGAGUCAGUAUCUCCCCUCUGGUGUGGGAAAGAACAGGGAGCUGGAGCGAUCGCUGGUUUCUCAUCACACUGCAAAUGCCAGUGCUCCAGAACAGUUUUGUCUUGUUCCAAAGGUUUCACCUGCAGCUUCUAGCAAUCUGGGGUUGGAAUUCCCAAGCUGACAUUGCGAUGGACAAUAUUACUUUUGGAGUGAGCUGCUUCCCUGAUGACACGGUGACAGGAAGAAGACAAAGCCAUUCUCCUGGAAAGCACCAAUACCCACGGGAAAUCAGUAUCAUGGAUGAGAAUCUGUUGAACCCACUGGAGGAGCCCUCCCUUUCAGGAAAUGUGCCUAAUGUUCUUUGGUGGUUCACAACCUGUGGUGCCAGUGGCCCCCGAGGACCAACUCAAGCACAGUGUGACGGUGCCUAUUACAACACCAACAUCUCAGUGACUGUAGAGAAAGAGGGACCACUCCGAGGGGUGCAAGUGUGGAGAGUGCCAGCAACAAACCAAUACUUGAUAUCUGCAUAUGGAGCAGCCGGAGGGAAAGGAGCCAAGAACCACAAGAAGAGAUCGCAUGGGGUCUUCAUCUCGGCCACCUUCCAGCUGGAGAAAGAUGAGCUCCUCUACAUCUUGGUGGGGCAGCAGGGGGAGGAUGCCUGCCCAGGGGGGAAUGUUCAGACUCAGAAGAUCUGCCUGGGGGAGUCAUCUCUCAUUGAAGAAGAUUACAAACUCAAAAAGGAUCUGAAGGACUGGGCUGGAGGAGGGGGUGGGGGUGGAGGAGCCACCUUCAUCUUUAGACUGAAGGAUGGGGUUUUCGAACCGUUGCUCAUCGCUGCAGGAGGAGGGGGAAAGGCAUACCUGAGGGAUCAGGACAGCUCCCUGGAUGAUGUACCCCUGGAGCGGUUUGAGAACAACACAGCAGUCCCUGGAGUCAAUGGGAGAACUGGGGCAGCAGGUGGAGGUGGUGGCUGGGAAGACACCACCCUGUUUCCUCAGACGGGGAAGUCCCUCCUGGAAGGUGGAGAGGGAGGCCAGGCCUGUCCCCAGUCACUAGCCAAACUCCAGUGGGCCACCUCAGGUGGUUUUGGUGGAGGAGGAGGAGCUUGUACAUCUGGCGGGGGAGGUGGAGGCUACAAAGGCGGGCAUGUAUCAGAUGUUGAUGAUAUCACAGCUGAUGGGCAGGAUGGUGUUUCCUUUGUGAAUCCAGCUGGGGAGAUCUUCCUGCAUCCCCUGGCAGCCAUGGAGAGUCACGGGGAGGCGGAGAUUCAGGUCUACCUGAACUGCAGCCACUGCCACUCGGGCAACUGCAAGCGGGACCUUGACACCAAUCUGCCGAUCUGUAUUUGUGAGAUGGGAGCCGUGCUGGCCAGUGAUAAUGUCACCUGCAUAGUUCCUCACAGCCCCAUCCCAGAGGGACACCUUCCUCUUCCACUCCUCCUAGCUGUGGGCACUGUGAUUGUAGUGCUUGGAAUGGCUCUGGCUUGUGGCAGCCUAUCCAUCGUUUAUCACCGUAAGAAGCAGCAGCUGGAAGGAGCCAGAGCACGACUGCAGAGCCCAGAAUAUAAACUGAGCAAAAUCCGCACUUCCACCAUCAUGACAGAUUACAACCCCAACUACUGCUUUGCAGGGAAGGCUGCCACGCUGAGCGAGCUGAAGGAGAUCCCCCGGAAAAACAUCUCCCUGCUUCGGGCCCUAGGGCAUGGUGCAUUUGGUGAGGUUUAUGAGGGGACUGUGGUAGGAAUCGCAGGGGAUCCCAACCCUCUUCAAGUGGCUAUCAAGACAUUGCCAGAAAUCUGUUCUGAGCAGGACGAGAUGGAUUUUCUGAUGGAAGCGCUGAUAAUCAGUAAGUUCAGUCACCAGAACAUUGUGCGGUGCAUUGGUGUGAGCCUUCAGACACUGCCUCGCUUCAUUCUGCUGGAGCUCAUGGCUGGUGGAGAUAUGAAGAGCUUCCUUCGGCAGAAUCGACCCCGGGUGAAUCAGCCAUCCACUCUGAUAAUGCAGGACCUGCUGAACAUAGCCAGGGACAUUGCUUGUGGCUGCAAAUAUCUGGAGGAGAACCACUUCAUCCACAGGGACAUAGCUGCAAGGAACUGCCUGCUGACCUGCACUGGGACAGGACGAGUAGCCAAAAUUGGUGAUUUUGGAAUGGCCCGAGAUAUAUACAGGGCAAGCUACUAUCGCAAAGGAGGGAGAGCCAUGCUGCCUGUCAAGUGGAUGCCACCAGAGGCUUUCCUAGAGGGGAUCUUCACCUCCAAGACUGAUACCUGGUCUUUUGGCGUGCUGCUGUGGGAGAUCUUCUCAUUAGGCUACAUGCCCUAUCCUUGCAAAACCAACCAGGAGGUGCUGGAAUUUGUCACUAGUGGAGGAAGAAUGGAUCCACCAAAGAACUGCCCAGGGCCUGUUUACCGGAUCAUGACGCAAUGUUGGCAGCACAGUCCAGAGUACCGGCCCAAUUUCUCCACCAUUCUGGAAAGAAUCAAGUACUGCACACAGGACCCUGACGUGAUCAACACAGAGCUGCCCAUUGAAUGUGGACCAGCAUCAGAGGAUGAGGGGAGCGCUGUGAUGUGCCCAAAUAGUUCCAGUGGGAUGGUCCCUUUCCUGGUGAACCCAUCCCUCACACCUCAGCUGGCUCCCAUAACAUUAGAAACCCAUCAUGCAGGGCAUAAAGCUGGACAAUGUCCACAGGAGCUGCUGGUGGAGAACCUUGGCAAUUGGACUAGCAGAGGUCCCAGCCUACCGUGCCUCACUGAUUCCAGCAGCGGGUCAUGGUUCCAACAGACCUCGAACCAGAGGCUGGAAUCAAGCAGUCAGCCGGCACACAGACCACACAAAACCAAAAACCUUUGGAACCCAACCUAUGGAUCCUGGGUGAUGGAAAAUAUCUGUCGCUCCUGUCCCAACGCCAAGCUCAAAGCAACCACAGAGCGAGAAGAUUCAGGUUUUGAUGGGAACUACAGCUCCUCCCCUAGUUCUCGGGCAUCUCCAGCCUCUCCGAACAGAAGCCACUGUCCUCACAGGAAUAUCGGUGGGAUAGAACUGGUGAAGCUCCAGACUUUCCCCUGCGGCAAUGUGAAUUAUGCAUAUGAUGAUCUCUACUAUGUCACUGAUCGGUCUUCGGCUUUGGCAGUGGGUAGAGCAGGUGUGCUGAGGAGCUCCAGUCUGCACAGGGAUGGGAAGCCUUUUUGUAAGCCAGAGAAAACAUCAAGAGAGAGGGAUUCUGGCCUCUCCUUGUCAGACGACCUGAGUGUUACACCUGUAUAACAGGAAAUGUUCCUCCAAAGGUCAGGACCAGUGGCGUAGCCACCUUUUAAGAGGAGGGGGAGCAAACCUAAAAAAAAGGACGCCCCCCUUGGCUCC
Chrysemys picta bellii (western painted turtle) is the source of this 5353-nucleotide messenger RNA. It is a transcript of the gene LTK, whose product is annotated as leukocyte receptor tyrosine kinase. Gene Ontology annotation, cellular component: signaling receptor complex; plasma membrane. Gene Ontology annotation, molecular function: transmembrane receptor protein tyrosine kinase activity; protein binding; ATP binding. The record is from RefSeq and is a predicted model, not a curated record. Gene Ontology annotation, biological process: regulation of cell population proliferation; regulation of neuron differentiation; cell surface receptor protein tyrosine kinase signaling pathway. Lineage: Eukaryota; Metazoa; Chordata; Testudines; Emydidae.